Molecule: messenger RNA, 1325 nt
Organism: Paramormyrops kingsleyae
Lineage: Eukaryota; Metazoa; Chordata; Actinopteri; Osteoglossiformes; Mormyridae
Source: RefSeq, a predicted model, not a curated record
AAUGGGCACCAAGCGACCCCACUCUGGUUCUCUCGACGAACCUCCAUCAAAGAGAAGGAGAUACAGUCCUGAGCCAGAGAAAACUGAAGCGCCUCGCCAUGACACCCAAGAAUUGGGUUUCAAAAUGCCCCGCAAAGAACCUUUGGAGGAGAUUUACCACCAAGGGAGGCUACUCGGCCAGGGUGGCUUCGGAGCUGUCUAUGCCGGAAGCCGGAAGAGCGAUGGCCUCCCAGUAAGUCCCCAAGUGGUAAAGGAUGGCGAGGAGAUGCAAAUGCUUGGAGUUGACGAGCCCAUCCCCCUUGAGGUGGCCAUGAUGACAAUCAUCAGCCUUCCGUCACCCUGCGAAAACGUGAUAAAGCUCAUUGAUUGGUUUGUUGGAGUCGAUGAGUACAUCAUAGUUUUGGAAAGGCCGGACCCAUGCCUGGACCUCCACGAGUUUUGCGCUAGCAAUGGAGGAUUCCUUUCUGAGGACAUUGCUAAGCAUGUGCUGGGCCAGGUUCUCCGGGCGUUGCGUCACUGCCAGGACUCUAAAAUCCUGCAUCGAGACCUCAAGCCGGAGAACCUGUUGAUCCAAACAGACACUUUAGAGGUCAAACUCAUCGACUUUGGAUGUGGAGAUGUCUGGAUGGAUGACACCUACAGGGAAUUUGCAGGGACAACAGCCUAUGCUCCCCCAGAGUGGUUCCUCAGACGGGAGUACCUGGCAGGCCCUGCCACGGUCUGGUCAGUGGGGGUGACUCUGUUUGAGCUGGUGUGCGGCUACCUCCCCUUCCGCAGCAAGAGGGCAAUCGUUUCAGGCCACCUAAAAUUCCCGCCAUGGGUCUCUCCUAACUGCCGCGAUCUGAUUCGACAGUGCCUUACGCGCAAAGUGGCAGACAGGCUGAAGAUGGAGCAGAUUGAGCUCCAUCCGUGGCUGAAGUAAAGCUGACCAGCAGACUCAAUGCUAAAAUACUUCUUGCCUAUAGAAAGAACUUAACAUGUCACCAUUUGAGGCAAGGGAGAGGAAGGCACUGCUGAGUCUUGGGACAGGUAAGAGAAAACCAUUCUUGUGUCUCAUUCAUGUGUCCUCCAUAAAGGUCUUCAGGAUUUCUUUUGCUCUUGAAACCAGUGAACAAGUCUAUUUCUAACAACUAUGGACAAAAAUGCUCUGUGACUGAAUGUUUUGCAUAGGUUCCAAUUCCUAUUGUUUCCUAAACUGCAUUCUUUUUUGUACAUCCAUACUUAUUACUUAGAUUUAUGUCAUGUGUGCAGUAAGAUGGGAGGUGCAGAGACAGGCCAGCUAGACACAAAAAAAGAAGGCAUGAAUAUCGCAGUGUGCUGUGACA